AUGGAUGUCAAGGUGAUCAGAGGAGCUGAGCUGGAUACUGAUCAUAGGCUUCUAGUGGCAGACACAGGCUUUGUAGAGAGAAAGGACGGCAGGCAAAAGGCAUACAUGAGAAUCAAGCACGAAGAAUUAAGAUCCAGGGAGAAUAGAGAAAGGUGCCAGACAGAGCUCUCAGCCCGUAUAGAGAACUGGCAAACCCAGGAAGAAAGAUACACCAAUGUGGAUAAAUUCUGGAGUGACUUGAAAGAAGCCGUGACUGGAGCUGCCAAGGAGCUGGGUAUGAAGCUUUACACAGUCAUUCUGGAGAAACGCUUACGCAGGGUGGUGGAACAGGAUAUGGAAGAGGAACAAGCGGCGUUCAGACCAGGUAGGCAGACCCAGGAACAUAUUUCCUCUCUCCGAAAUAUAUGCUCGAAAUUCAUUGAGAGAGGGGAGAAUGCUUACUUGGCUUUUCUGGAUCUGAGGGCUGCAUUCGACACAAUUCCAAGGAAAUGGAUAUGGAAGGUGUUAAGUAAUAGAAGAGUACCUUCCAAACUUGUGAAAGCCAUCAGAAGUGUAAAUGAAGGAAUGUCAGCCAAAGUACGAAUUGGAGGAGAUGUAUCAUGA
Molecule: messenger RNA, 603 nt
Organism: Nilaparvata lugens (brown planthopper)
Lineage: Eukaryota; Metazoa; Arthropoda; Insecta; Hemiptera; Delphacidae
Exons: 2
Coding region: 1-603 (200 amino acids)
Source: RefSeq, a predicted model, not a curated record